CUAUUCUGUAUAGCUAAUGCUACGUAAUGCUAGCUCGUUCUAUAGCCUGCAUCUUCCUGCGCGACCCAAGACACCCAAACACAAGAAGCUGCUUUCAGCCCGCAUACAAUAAGUCUUUAAUCCCGUUUUGUUAAUGGUUUAAGUAAUGUAGAAUGGCGUCGUGUUUUGGGAAGAUUGUCGUCGGUACGUAUGUGGAGAUAAAGCGCAGUGAUGGACGAAUACACCAGGCAAUGGUGACCUCGCUGAAUGAGGACAACGAGAGUGUCACAGUGGAGUGGAUAGAAAAUGGAGACACAAAAGGCAAAGAGAUCGACUUGGAGAGUAUAUUUGCACUUAAUGCAGAUGUGGCUCCAGAUGAGGAAAUGGCCCCAAGUCCAGAGACUCCACCCCCACCUACACCCACAAGUGUGAAGAUCAAUAAAAUUGCCAAGAAUCGUCGGACAAUAGCCCCUACUAAGAAUGACACUCCGUCCAAGGAUAAUAGAGGGAUUCCGACCCGGGCCAGACAACCACAACCACAACCACCAGAACCUGCACCUGCACCACCCACAUCCCUGCAGCCUACACAGCUCACUCAGGCUCAGGCUCAACAGCAACUGCAGAAUGAAUCCUCAGAUCCCCCGAUAUCCAGAAAGGAGUCGGUACAGCUUUCGAGGAGGAAGUCAAACUGCGUGAAGGAAGUGGAGAAACUGCAGGAGAAGAGAGAGAGGCGCCGGAUUCAGCAGCAGGAGCUCAGGGAGAAAAGGGCUCAAGAGGUGGAUACAACCAUUCCCAACUAUGAGAUCAUGUACAUGAUUCGAGAUUUCCGGGCCAGCCUCGACUACCGGCCGCUGACCACAGCAGAUCUGAUUGAAGAGCACAAAAUAUGUGUUUGUGUGAGGAAACGUCCUCUCAACAAGAAAGAGUUGGCCAUGAAGGAUUUGGAUGUGAUUACCAUCCCCAGUAAGGAUGUGGUGAUGGUUCAUGAACCAAAACAAAAAGUGGACCUGACCCGCUAUCUGGAAAACCAGACCUUCCGCUUCGACUACGCCUUCGAUGACAGCACCGCCAACGAGAUGGUUUACAGGUUCACUGCCCGACCUCUAGUGGAGACCAUCUUUGAGAGGGGCAUGGCCACCUGCUUUGCAUAUGGCCAGACGGGCAGUGGAAAAACACAUACUAUGGGGGGAGAUUUCUCCGGGAAGAACCAAGACUGCUCUAAAGGAAUUUAUGCAUUAGCUGCUCGGGAUGUAUUUCUCAUGUUGAAGAAACCCAACUACAGGAAGUUAGAUCUACAGGUGUACGCAACCUUUUUUGAAAUCUACAGUGGAAAGGUUUUUGACCUGCUGAAUCGGAAAGCUAAGCUGAGGGUGCUGGAGGACGGGAAGCAGCAAGUCCAGGUGGUUGGGCUUCAGGAGAAGGAUGUCAAGUGCACGGAGGAUGUCUUGAAACUCAUAGAAGUGGGCAACAGCUGCAGAACAUCAGGGCAGACGUCAGCCAACGCGCACUCCUCUCGCAGCCACGCCGUCUUCCAGAUCAUCCUCCGGAGGAAGGGGAAGAUGCACGGCAAGUUCUCCCUCAUCGACCUCGCGGGCAACGAGCGGGGAGCUGAUACAUCAAGUGCUGACCGCCAGACCCGUCUGGAGGGAGCCGAGAUCAACAAAAGCUUACUCGCCCUCAAGGAGUGCAUCAGGGCCCUCGGCCGUAACAAGCCUCACACUCCGUUCAGAGCCAGUAAACUGACUCAGGUCCUACGGGACUCUUUCAUCGGAGAGAACUCACGCACAUGCAUGAUUGCAACAAUCUCCCCCGGUAUGACAUCCUGUGAGAACACCCUCAACACACUACGCUACGCCAACAGAGUGAAGGAGUUUGGGAUUAGUCCGUCUGACAUCCCCUUCUCCCAGGGGAGUCGCACUGAUCACUCGCCCACCAAUACCUUUGACUAUGAUGACUUUGCUGCUACCUCUCCCAGCAGAGUGAAGGAGCUCACCGUGGACACCAACCAAGUGAUGGAGGGGGGUCGACCCAACAUCCAUGCUGUCAACCAGCUGGAUCUUUUAGACGAGGAAUGGCUGAGUAUGUCGCCGCAGAGAGAUGACCUCAAACUGCUCUGUGAGCAGAAUGAGGAGGAAGUGUCCCCACAGCUCUUUACUUUCCACGAGGCAGUGUCUCAGUUAGUGGAGAUGGAGGAGCAGGUCCUGGAGGAUCACCGAGCUGUUUUCCAGGAGUCCAUCAGGUGGCUGGAGGACGAAAAGGUACUGCUGGAGAUGACCGAGGAGGUGGAUUAUGACGUGGAGUCAUACGCAACUCAACUGGAGCAGAUCCUGGACCAGAAGAUCGACAUCCUCACUGAGCUCCGAGACAAAGUGAAGUCUUUCCGCUCUACACUCCAGGAGGAGGAGCAAGCGAGUAAGCAGAUCAAUCCCAAGAGGCCCCGUGCUCUUUAGAGACUUGAAGAGGUGAAAUUGGCACAUACAGAAGCAAAAGCACUAGAUGUUCAGCACAACUUGAGCUGCCUCUAGCUGCUGUGAAGUUGGAAUAAAAGGACAGUCGGAUGUACCAACAUGCUCAAGAAUUUCAUUUAUUUUGAUCCCCCACUUAACAAAACUGGUCUGGUUAGAAAACCUAGGAAGGACAUUAGUUGUAUUUCCUUAAUGGAGGAUGUUUAGUCUCCUUUCUGUUCAUAUUAAAUUAUUUUCUUUUAUACUUGUUUGUACUUUCUUUGAACAGAAUAUUUUUUCCACCUGGUUUCAGAAGAGAUCGUAACACGUUUUUAAGGUUUACUUUACAAAACCAGUAUUCCAUUCCUGGUGGUCCUGGCUGACAUUUCUGCAUAUGCACUCUGAUCACCUACACACCCCACUGUCGUUGCUUUUUCAUGGUUUAGGCUCCUCAGUUGUCAUUGUGAAGUCGUAUUGUUAUUA
This is a messenger RNA of Pungitius pungitius (ninespine stickleback), 2906 nucleotides long. Its product is annotated as kinesin-like protein KIF2A. Lineage: Eukaryota; Metazoa; Chordata; Actinopteri; Perciformes; Gasterosteidae. The transcript is spliced from 22 exons. Gene Ontology annotation, biological process: microtubule-based movement. The record is from RefSeq and is a predicted model, not a curated record. Gene Ontology annotation, molecular function: microtubule motor activity; ATP binding; microtubule binding. The coding region runs from base 153 to 2429 and encodes 758 amino acids.